AUGGCGCUCUCCAAGCUCACCCUCCUCAACCACCUCACAAAAGCCCUACCCAAACCCGGCCGCCCUCGAUCCUACGCGCCGCCGCACGCCUUCCUCCCGAUCCGCCUCCUUUCCUUCUCCACGCCUGAAGAAGCCGCCGCCGAACGCCGCGAGCGCAAACUCCGCCUCCGCAUCGACCCGCCGUUCUCCGCCUUCCGCCACAAGCAUCCGUCCCCGGCGACGUCGUCGGUGCAGAACCCAAACACCCCCAAGAUCCCCGAGCCGGCCUCCGCCCUCUCCGGCAACCGCCUCAACCUCCACAACCGCGUCCUCAAGCUCAUCCGCGAGAACGACCUCGAUGAGGCGGCGCUCUUAACGCGCCACUCGAUCUACUCUAACUGCCGCCCGACAAUCCACACCUGCAACUCGGUCAUGGCUGCCCAGCUCCGGCAGUCUAAGUACCCCGACCUCCUCUCCCUCCACCGUUUCAUCACUCAGGCCGGCGUCGCCUCCAACGUGGUCACUUACAACAUCCUCUUCACCCUUUACCUCAAUUGCCGGAAAAUCGAUCUAGCCCUAGAGACGUACAAGCAGCUUAUCAAAGAGGUCCCCUUCAACCCCUCCCCCACCACUUACCGCAUCCUGAUCAAAGGAUUAGUCGAAAACCAGCUAGUCCAGAAAGCCGUCGAACUUAAAAACGACAUGGAGAAGAAGGGUUACAAACCCGAUCCCACAAUCUAUUCCUACUUGAUGUCCGGGCAAGCGAAGAAUUCAAACGCUGAAUUAAUUUUCGAUUUGUAUGAUGAAUUGAAGCAGAAAUUGGGAACAGACCACAUUUUGGAUGGUAUCAUUUAUGGAAACCUAAUGAAAGGGCAUUUCUUGAAAGGGAAUGAAACAGAAGCCAUGGAGGUGUACAAAAUAGCUCUAGUCCACGACUCGCCGGUUAAGAUGAACCCCUUUGCGUACAAUUACAUCUUAGAGGCCCUGAGCAAGAACGGAAAAUUCAACGAGGCGCUGAAUUUGUUCGAGAGGAUGAAGAACGAACACAAUCCCCCGAAAACCCUAACCGUGAACUUAGGCAGCUACAACAUUAUGGUCGAGGGAUACUGUUCGGAGAAAAAAUUCGACCUCGCCGUUGAAGUUUUCAAUAGCAUGGGUGAAAAGAGGUGUUUGCCCGACACUCUAUCCUACAAUGUCCUGAUCGACCAGUUGUGUAAUAAUGACAGGCUGGCUGAUGCCGAGGAACUAUACAAUGGCAUGGCUGAUAAAAACAUAAGCCAGGAUGAGUACACUUUUGCAACCCUAAUGAACGCGUGCUUCAAAGAGAACAGGCCGGACGAUUCGGCCCGAUACUUCAAGACAAUGGUGGACUCAAAACUGAAGCCCAAUUUGACUGUCUACAACCAGUUGAUUGAUGGUUUGGUGAAUGCGGGAAAAAUAGACGAGGCCAAGUCGUUUUUCGACAUGAUGGUGCCGAAAAUAAGAAUGAACGACGAGUCGUACAAGUUCAUCAUGAAAGCCCUUUUUGAGAACGGUAAACACAAUGAGGUGAUGGGAAUUGUGGGUGGUAUGUUGAGAGAAGAGCCGUGUGGGUUUACUGAGGAGAUCGAGGAAUUUGUUCGGGAGGGGAUGAGGAUUGAGGGGAGGGAGGAUGAGGUGUCGGAUAUCAAGGCUGAGGUGGACAGGGAGAAGGCUGAGGAGGCUGCUCGGGUGGCGGCGGAGGCCGAGCGGGCGAAGGAGAGCGCAAGGGCAGCUGUGGCGGCAUUGCUGCCGUCUAAAUUUUUGCGUGGUGAUGAUAAGAACAGUGAUGAUGACUGGAGUGAAGGGCGAAAUCGGGAUUUCGAAGAGUUGGGUGAGAGGGAAAGUGAAGGUGGUGUUGUGAAGGAGGUGACGUUUUGA
This is a messenger RNA of Striga hermonthica, 1878 nucleotides long. The record is from the annotation of a GenBank genome assembly. NCBI's taxonomy places the organism in Eukaryota, Viridiplantae, Streptophyta, Magnoliopsida, Lamiales, Orobanchaceae.